Messenger RNA from Nilaparvata lugens (brown planthopper), 1719 nucleotides. RefSeq names its product major royal jelly protein 3 (gene yellow-g2). Lineage: Eukaryota; Metazoa; Arthropoda; Insecta; Hemiptera; Delphacidae. Gene Ontology annotation, cellular component: extracellular region. The record is from RefSeq and is a predicted model, not a curated record. The coding region runs from base 414 to 1559 and encodes 381 amino acids. The transcript is spliced from 7 exons.
UAUUAUAAUAUGAAAUUAAUUGUAUUUACACUCUGAUUGCUACGUAGUAUAACAAAGGUUUGAAGUGGAUAUAAUCAGGUUCACAAAUUUUCUAGGGUGUGGCUUCUUAGACAAGAUCCUAAUCCGGAAGAUUUUUCGAUAGAGAGCUCUCAUUCAAAAUUGUUUUUUAGUUGUCCCACAAUAGUCUAAAGAAAAAAAAUUGUGUCUGUGUACUAUUGGAACUGUGUCUAUUUAAUUGGCUCUACGUUUUAUGAUUUCUACUCAAAUGUUCAGUUUUCUCUCAUCAGGACAAUUUAUACUAUAAUGACAGCUUGUAAGAUAGCAAACAAUUCCCGAUGAAUGGGUGAAUGACGAUGUGAAACCUCCAGCCUCAGAUUGAAAAACUAAUUGAAAGCUAGCGGAUUCAUUCAGGCAUGAUAAACCGCAUGAGAAAGUCGACACUGGUGGCCGGGUGCCUGUUGGUGACAGUGGCCCUGCUGCAGCGCACAGCCGGACUGCUUCCCUCGCUGCUGCACCCUCUGCAGUGGUUCGGAGCCGCCUUCUGUUGGCCCACCCUCGACACGCAGGCCAUCUACCGGCGGACGGGCCAGUUCAACCCAAGACACUGCAUCGCCACACGGCUCCAGAUAGCUAAGGACGACGCGUUCAUGGUCUUGCCCAGGUAUAAAUGUGGGGUGCCAGCUACAUUGGUGAGAACUUGUCUGAAGCAGAGAUCAUGCCAGGCGAUGCUUGAGCCGUUCCCUUGCUGGAAGAUGCAGGAAGAGGACAGUUGUGAGAGUCUCACAAACGCUGUCGAUCUCUGUCUCGACAUUCACGACACUCUGUGGGUUCUCGAUAUUGGUAUUGUCAACACAUUGGAACAACCUGUGAGGAAGUCCAAUCCUAGGGUUCUUGGAUUCAAUACUAAGACAGGGCAGGUGAUCCGUGUCGUGGACCUGGACGGUCUCACCUCGGCCACCAGUCGUCUGCAGUAUUUGGUGGUGGACUUCAGUGCCGAUGGAAACUGUUUCCUGUACAUUAGCGAUGCUGCCGCCAAGGCGAUUAUAGUCUACGACUUAGCAGCCGAUAAGGGCUUUCGAGUGGUUCUGCCCAAAAUCGUCACAGCUGGAUGCAACUCCAAGCGAGAUGUUCUCUAUUUGGCACUGGCCAGGAAAUGUGACGGCAGUUCAUCGUUGUACUUCACAUACCUGUCAGGACAGCGCAUGUUCUCAAUAGACACUCAGUACCUGCAGUGCGGAGAUCCCCAGGCCAAGGUGGACGAUUGUGGCCCCAAGCCAGGCCGACUAAUCAUUCUGGGCACUGACAACGGUGCUGCUAUAUUCUUCAGAUACGAAGGCCUAGGAGACGUGUACCGUUGGGACGCCAACACGUGUUUCCAUAGCAACAACUUUGUUGCCGUUCACAGGACGUGUGAGUCUUGCCUUCUGGCUACUCACGUAGCAGCUGACUACCGCCGCGACCAAAUGAGGCUACUCGAGAGCAACUUUCCAGAUUUCCUCAAGGGUUGUGUUGGCUGCGGUGCAUACCAGACUAUCACUACUAUUGAGGGUGGUUACUGAUCACCAGGUGCACCACGAAUUUGGGUGCUGAGAACUGAAACAUGCCAAAACUAUACCUUUCAUACCACAGACAACAAUAUUGACACGCUAAAUUGUUGUAUCUGUGCUUAUACAAUUUACAAUAAAAAUAAUAAUAAUAAUAAUAAUAAUAAUAAAUUCC